AUGGCGUCUUCUAUCUUGUCAGCAUUCGGCACUGAAUCCAGCUGCACAGACGAUGACCAACACAGUGAGAGCCAAGGAUCAACCAUUAUGACGCCAACGCGAGCACGAAGGUUAGUUGUUUUUUUUUCUUUUCUUUUUCCAGUUUUUUUUAUUAUUCUUGUUUCUUUUCCUUUUUCUUUCCCUCCAUUUUCCUUUUUCUUUCCCUCCAUUUUCCUUUUUCUUUCCCUCCAUUUUCCUUUUUCUUUCUCUCCAUUUUCCUUUUUCUUUCCCUCCAUUUUCCUUUUUCUUUCCCUCCAUUUUAUUAUUGUUCUUGUACAUUUUCUUGCAUUUUCUUUCGUUUACUUUUUUGUAUGCUUUAUUUUUUUUAAACUUUUACUGUCCAUUGUAACAUUAUUCUUUUGUUUUUCUUUAUUGAUUCCAUUUUUUCUUAUUGCUUUUUUAUUCACUUCUGUUCUUUUUCACUUUUUUAUUUUUACCACAUUAUCUUUUUAUUCUUUUUCUCAUCAUUAUUUUUCUUUUUUUUGUUUUCUUUUUUCUUAUUUUUUCACAUUUCCCAUUCUUUCCUUCAUUAUUCUUUAUAAAAUUGUAUCUUCCAUUGAGGUUUUUCUUUCGCGAUUUUAUUUUUUCUCAUUGUUCAAUUUUCUUUUUCAAUGA
Molecule: messenger RNA, 654 nt
Organism: Acanthosepion pharaonis
Lineage: Eukaryota; Metazoa; Mollusca; Cephalopoda; Sepiida; Sepiidae
Source: the annotation of a GenBank genome assembly